AAAAGAAAGCAAACCUGGAGGCCGCCGUCCCUCCAACCAAAUCCCUCCCUCUCACCCAUUCUCCACGAGUACGCCCAGCAUGUAGUACGCGCCGAUAAAGAAGGCACAAUUUUGCGCGCACACACAGCCGAUCGCGGAGGGACGGAAGAGACGCGCCGGCAAGCCCGUAGCAUCCAUCGAUAGUCACGCGACGACGACGGCCAAGCCAGCGGUGCCGCACGGAGGGAAACCAGGCCGCGCAGCUGUGGCGGCAGCGACGCGCAUUGCGACAGGGCGGCGCAUUUUUUUCGCGUCCGCCCGUGCGUAGAGAGCUGCUCCGGCGUCAGGGACGACGGGACCCCGCAGCAGCAUGGCAGCGCCGCACGUGCUCGACUACGUGCUCUACGCGUUCCUGAUGGCGCUGGGCGUGGCGCAGGGCCUGUACGUCUCGUGCCGCAAGCGCCGCGGCCACGACGUGAGCCGCGAGGCGUUCCUGGGCGACCGCAGCCUGGGCGUGCUGCCGCUGGCCGUGUCGGUGCUCGUCUCGACCGCCUCGCCGCUGGGGCUGGUGGCCCUGACGGCGCACUUCUACGCCUACGGUCUGCACCUCGCCUGGAACGUGCUGAUCACCGUGUCUGCGGUGCCGCUGGUCGUGUACUGCGUCGUGCCCGUCUUCUACAGGCUCGGCGUCACCUCCAUUUUCGAGUACAUUCGCAUGAGAUACAACGCUUUCAUUUCGUUGACGGCGUGUGUGAUCUACCUGAUUCUAACGCAAAGUGUUGGCGCCGCCCUCAUCUUCUCAGCCGCACUCACGUCGCACACGAUAUUCGGCAUACCGGUCACAACAGCCAGCAUCAUGUUCGGCCUAAUGGGCACCUACUACGCUGCUAUUGCGGGACUCCGGGGUGUCGUGUGGACAGACUGCUUGCAGGCGCUGAUCACCCUGCUGGCGCCGCUGGUGGUCAUCGGCAAAGUGAUCUACGACUCGACCGUCGGUACGCUAACCUUGCGUCCCUUGGACGACAUCGAGGUCGACAAAUACAUACUCGACGUCAGUAUGGACCUGACCAAGGAAGAAAACGUGUGGUCUUGCCUGGUGGGAGGCUUGGCAUCUUUCCUCUACCGUCUGGGAUUUGACCAAAUGGUUCUGCAAAGGUACCUAGCAUCGAGGAACCUCAGCGCUGCCCAGAGGACUGCCAUAGUUGGAGUGUGUUUUUCUGGGUUGUACUACCUUGUGCUAAUGGCAGGAGCGGCUGCCCUGAUAUAUCGGUUUCGAGACUGCGAUCCGGUGCUGUCAAAAUCGACUUCGACCCUGGACCAGGUCCUCCCGUUCUACGUCAAGAAAGAGCUGGCGCCUGUGCUGGGCUUUUCAGGCAUCUUUCUCGCCGGAGUCGUGAGCUCCUCAACAAGUGCUGUUUCCUCCAUCAUCAACUCGCAAGCUGCCGUUUUGUACGUGGACGUGGUUGCUCAGUACUUUCCAGUAAAUGAAACGUGGGCUUCCAGGAUUACGAAAGCACUUGCCUUUGCAUCAGGCAUAAUUAUGACUGCUUACAGCCUGGCGGUUCCUUUCGUUGGCUCUACGAUGCGAAUCUUCAUAUUGAUCAACAGUGCCGUGACCGGCCCCUUCGUCGGGCUCCUUGUGCUCGCCAUUCUGUUCCCUUUCGCAAACUCCAAGGGAGCUGGAGCUGCGGCAUGUCUGACCAUCGCCUUCCAGUUGUGGCACAUGAUCGGUAGAAUGUACAGCGGCAUUCUUCCUCUUCGCAUGCCGGUGACGCUGGACUAUUGUCCCGACAAUAUGACUGAUAUUGAUGUCAUAGACUAUCCGACAAAUACGACGGACUCUCCAGGGUCGGAAGACGUUUUCAUGCUCUACCGUCUUUCAUCCUUUUGGAGCAGUUUCUUCAGCGUCAUCGUCACCAUCGCUGUAGGAGUUCUUAUCAGCCUGCUCACAGGUGGACAGAAAACUGCCGCUAUGCACGACCACUUGGUCGACAGCACAAUCCGUACUGCGUGGAGAAAAACAACACGCCGCCGUGGCAGCCAGAGCAACGAGCAGACACCCAGUGCACCGGAGUCCACGAAAAGAUCUUCCAUUCCGGAAGAUGCUUCCAAGUUCGUUAUCGACAGGGAAGAACUCGAGAGAUUAACGAAAGAAACGCAGGUGUGAACAAGCUCACGCUAUUUCAUUGUGAUCAACACGGACGUCAUAAUAAAUUUGAACACGCCUUGGUAUCAGGCCCAUUA
Dermacentor albipictus is the source of this 2223-nucleotide messenger RNA. RefSeq names its product sodium-dependent multivitamin transporter-like. Gene Ontology annotation, cellular component: membrane. Gene Ontology annotation, molecular function: transmembrane transporter activity. Gene Ontology annotation, biological process: transmembrane transport. The record is from RefSeq and is a predicted model, not a curated record. NCBI's taxonomy places the organism in Eukaryota, Metazoa, Arthropoda, Arachnida, Ixodida, Ixodidae.